AGCGCUCUCCCAUAAAAGAGCUGAGCUCUCGCCGGGCUCGUGGAGAGCAAGGGGGGGGACCAUGGACUUCAUCAGCAUUGAGCAGUUGGUAAGUGGAGAAAGAGUUGGUAGGAAAGCGUUGGAGUUUGGAUGUGGAGUUCCUGACCCUGGAGGCUGGCCUAGUGGCUGGACACCAGGACCCCAAGAGGCUGUGGCCCGGGAGAAACUAAAGUUGGAGGAAGAGAAGAGGAAGAGACUGGAAAGAUUUAACAGCUCCAGACUGACUCUGGACAAUCUGACAGACUUGGAAAACUUGAUUCAAAGACGAAGAAAAAAACGACAGAGACACAAAGUCCCCCCCAGGGAACCUGAGUCUGGGGCUGAGCCUCAGCCCCAGCCCCAGGUCCCACUGGAGCCUGUGGGCCUGGAAAUGUUCCUGAAGGCAGCUGCUGAGAACCAGGAGGCCCUGAUUGACAAGUACCUGGCAGACGGAGGGGACCCCAAUGCCCAUGACAAGCUCCACUGCACAGCCUUGCACUGGGCCUGUCUGAAGGGCCACGGACAGCUGGUGAACAAGCUGCUGGCGGCAGGGGCUGCUAUAGAAGCACGGGAUUUGCUGGACAGGACGCCCGUGUUCUGGGCCUGCCGUGGAGGACACCUGGACAUUCUCAAGCGGCUGCUUAACCAGGGGGCUCAGGUCAAUGCACAAGACAAGAUCUGGAGCACCCCUCUCCAUGUGGCAGUGCGCAUGGGCCACGUGGACUGCCUGGAGCACCUCAUUGAGUGUGGUUCCCACAUCAACGCACAGGAUAAGGAAGGGGACACAGCACUCCACGAGGCUGUGCGUUACGGGCACCACAAAGCAACGAAGCUGCUGCUGCUCUAUGGAGCCAAGCUGGGCAUGAAGAAUGUGGCCUCCCUGACACCAGUGCAGUUGGCUCGAGACUGGCAGCGAGGCAUCCGGGAAGCACUCCAGGCCCACGUGGGGCAUCCCCGCACAAGGUGCUGAUAACUGGCACCUUGUGAGUCACUCAUGGCCACCAUUCCACACCCACCCACCCACCACCCUAAAUGGUUCUCUACUCUAGUCUCAACUUCUCUCUGGCUUUGCUUCCUUGAGCCUGAGGCAACAGGUAGAGCAGCCUCCUGGGUUUCAGUGAGGAACACUGUUCCCUGCCAGGGCUGGAGCAGAGGACCACAGGGCAGCAAGAAACAAAGGGGGCCAGAUGAGGGCCAAGGCCAGAGCAUAAGUGAGCAGAUCAGCACUACCCCUCAGCUGGGUCUGGGCCUCUGUCUACCAGUCCUUAGACCAGGAGGCUGGCCUUGGCCUGUUCUCCUGUAAGUAGACAUUCAGAUGUGGCCAGCAGCUGCAUCCAGGGUGUGAGAGAAGAAAGGCUGAGUGCCAGGCAUCAGUGCAGGUCACUUCUGUCCUCUGGGCAGCGUUUCUCCUGGGACUUCAUUCCUAUCAGUAGCAACCCUGGUAGCGAGUGUCUGGUAGUGCUAGCCAUCUCUACUCUUCAGAGCUCUGAAGGUGGGGUUCUGGCAGGCUGAGGGGCAUGUCAGCAGGACUGAGGCCCUAUAGAAGCCAGUACCUACCACGUUACCCCGGAAGCUGGAGAGUGAUGAGCUGGAACUAGUGUUACUCUGGGGAAACUCUACCUAAAGGCUUUGGGCAGCCCUGCUUGCCUUAGUGAGGUCAGGGCGCUGGGCGCUGGGGAUUGCUUGUGGCCCACUCAAUUCUUGGGGCGGUGGCCCGCAACCCUAGCUUACCCCAAGGCUCUAACGCCCCCUGGUGCUGGAGAAAGCAAGAAAGGAGUCCUGUCCUGCACCUUUCUUUGGGACGAUGCCAAUGGUAUACAUCCCUCUCCAGUCCCGUGCCAGCUGGUGGUGUAAAGACACACAGGCUCCCUCCCACAUGGCUGCUUCCUGUCCCAGCUAUUUCCAGCCUCACUGGUGUAAACCUGUGCUGCAGGCAGGGCUGGCUCCUUAAGUUCCAGGAAGUGGACGUUUAAGAGCUGGGCCCCCAUUGAAGCCGCGGCUGAGCAGAGGGCAAAAGGUGACGGCUCUGCCUCCCAAACAGCCCCCGGCUGAUGCCCAUUUUUAAGCACUUAUUUUUUGAUGAAUUUUGGCAGCCUCUGGCCAUUGUUGCUACAUGAAGAACCUGACUAGUGUUCCCUCCUAGGGGGGGCGCCUAUCUUUCCAUUGGGCAGGUCCUGCCCCGUCAUGCCAACCAGCGUGCACCUUGAUACUGGUGCCGUAGGCAACACAGACAUUCAAGACUACUCAAUAUGACGACUCCUCAGAAAUGGGGACACUUAACUGACACACAAGGCAACUUUUUAUACAGAUCAAUGUUUUCUCAUUAAACUGAUUAUUCACCUCA
Mastomys coucha (southern multimammate mouse) is the source of this 2362-nucleotide messenger RNA. RefSeq names its product ankyrin repeat domain 23 (gene Ankrd23). The transcript is spliced from 9 exons. Bases 62 to 988 code for a protein of 308 amino acids. Gene Ontology annotation, molecular function: protein binding. NCBI's taxonomy places the organism in Eukaryota, Metazoa, Chordata, Mammalia, Rodentia, Muridae. The record is from RefSeq and is a predicted model, not a curated record.